This is a messenger RNA of Thrips palmi, 1597 nucleotides long. RefSeq names its product dihydroorotate dehydrogenase (quinone), mitochondrial-like. The record is from RefSeq and is a predicted model, not a curated record. Gene Ontology annotation, molecular function: dihydroorotate dehydrogenase activity. The transcript has 8 exons. NCBI's taxonomy places the organism in Eukaryota, Metazoa, Arthropoda, Insecta, Thysanoptera, Thripidae. Gene Ontology annotation, biological process: 'de novo' pyrimidine nucleobase biosynthetic process; pyrimidine ribonucleotide biosynthetic process. Gene Ontology annotation, cellular component: cytoplasm; mitochondrial inner membrane. Bases 331 to 1497 code for a protein of 388 amino acids.
UGGUGGUAGUGGUGGUGUGUGGAAGGAGCGUGGAGUAAACAUACGACCUCAACUACGCGUCGCAAGCACACACAACUCGCCUCUUUGUUUCCUGCUAGUUUGAUUCUCAAGUUUUCUUUUGCGAGAAGUUGCUUUCGAAUACGGUUUUUCUCUUGCAGUGUUCCUUAGGUGUCCUUGCUUCUUUUUAUUUCAAAAAUUUUAGACUACCCACCGUAUUUUAGGUUAAGUUAUCACUUGUUAACACUGUGCCUGUGACCGUAUUCAGGCUUAGAAAUAGAAAUAGUACCAAGCAAAUAUCUUCUCUUCUUUUGUUUAUUCCUCUCGUUGAAGAUGAAGAAAGGCGUUAAGCAACUAAUUUCCAUGGCAGCUGUCUGCUCUGGUGGAACCUUUGUCUUUGCUGGUUACAAUAUUUACCAUGGGAAUGAAAAGUUCUAUGAUGAUAUUCUUAUCCCACUGUCUCACCGCCUUAACCCUGAAACGGCUCACAAUGUUGCUGUUCAAGCAUCCAAGUUCAACUUGAUUCCACAUAGUCGCUUUAAAGAUCCUGAAUGCCUGAAAACCAAUGUUUGGAAUAUAAAAUUUCCUAAUCCUGUUGGUAUGGCCGCUGGUUUUGAUAAACAAGGUGAAGCUGUAAAUGGUUUGCACAAUGUUGGGUUUGGAUUUGUAGAAAUUGGCUCUGUUACGCCUAUCCCCCAACCAGGCAACCCUCAGCCUCGAGUUUUUCGAUUACCAGAAGAUAGUGCUGUCAUUAACAGAUAUGGCUUUAACAGCGAUGGCCAUGAUGCUGUUUAUGAACGACUUCAGGUCUUAAGAAAAAAUGGAACUGAUUGCAUUAUUGGAGUCAAUCUUGGUAAAAAUAAAACAUCGAAUGACCCUGUGCAGGACUACAUAGAUGGUAUUAAAAUGUUUGGAGAAGUAGCAGAUUAUCUUGUAAUUAACAUAUCCAGCCCCAAUACUCCUGGUCUUCGAGACUGGCAGCACAGUAGCCAGCUUCAAGAGCUUCUCUCAGCUUUAGUAUCGGCAAAGAACAAACUACCUCAACCGAACAAACCCCCGCUUCUUUUAAAGUUAGCUCCUGAUCUGACCCAGCAAGAAAGAAAAGAUAUUGCUAAAGUCAUUUCCCGAAAGGAGUGUGCGGUUGAUGGCUUGAUAAUAUCAAAUACCACAGUUUCUCGAGAAAAUCUUCAAAGUCCUGCUGCGGUAGAGCAAGGAGGAUUAAGUGGAAAGCCAUUGACCGUCUCAUCAACGGGUUUAAUAAAAGAUAUGUUCGUUUUAACUAAAGGUAAAGUCCCUAUUGUAGGGGUUGGUGGAAUAUUUACUGGCAAGGAUGCUUAUGAAAAGAUAAGAGCUGGUGCAAGCCUCAUACAGUUCUACACCGCUUAUAUCUACCAUGGACCCCCAAGAAUUACAAAAAUAAAACAGGAGUUGAGUGACCUCUUAAGUGCUGAUGGAUAUAGAAGUGUUGCAGAGGCCGUUGGAAAGGAUGUGAAAGUUUGAUGUCUUUGAUGUCUGAUGGGUAGACUUUGGGCAAUGAUAACACAGAUGUAUCCCAUAUUAAUUAAAUGUUUUUAUUUGUUUAAAUUUUUUUAAAAAAUUG